Molecule: messenger RNA, 1205 nt
Organism: Tripterygium wilfordii
Lineage: Eukaryota; Viridiplantae; Streptophyta; Magnoliopsida; Celastrales; Celastraceae
Product: LIM domain-containing protein WLIM1
Exons: 5
Coding region: 309-860 (183 amino acids)
Biological process (GO): actin filament bundle assembly
Cellular component (GO): plasma membrane; actin cytoskeleton
Molecular function (GO): actin filament binding
Source: RefSeq, a predicted model, not a curated record
AUCUAAUCUGUUUAUGCAAAUUGAUGCAUUUCAUGUAGUGAUUGAAGCUGACAGGGAAUUUGGAAAAGAAAGAAAGAAGCUUAUAGACAGGUAGGUUAGUAGGUAGAUGCUUGAAAAAGUUGGGAAAAAAAUUAUUGUCAAACACUAAUCAAAUAUUAGGUGGUGGCAACAAGACUAUAUAUCUGUAUUUGGUCUCUUUUAUCCCCUGCAACCCACACUUCUCCAACCCUCACUUUUUAUCAUCUUCUUCUUUAUCAUAUCUUUGGUGACAACAGUGGUGCUUGAACAAAGCAAGAGAAGUGGAAGCCAUGGCAUUUGCAGGAACAACCCAGAAAUGCAUGGCCUGUGACAAGACUGUGUAUCUUGUUGAUAGGCUAACUGCUGAUAACCGUGUGUACCACAAAGCCUGCUUCCGCUGUCAUCACUGCAAAGGAACUCUCAAGCUUGGCAACUACAAUUCCUUUGAAGGCGUCCUGUAUUGCAGGCCACACUUUGAUCAACUCUUUAAAAGGACUGGUAGUCUGGACAAAAGUUUUGAAGGUACACCAAAGAUUGCAAAACCAGAGAAAACUGUAGAUGGAGAGAAACCUGCAGUGAAUAAAGCCUCAAGCAUGUUUGGUGGAACCAGAGAAAAAUGUCUUGGCUGCCAGAACACUGUUUAUCCCACUGAGAAGGUUUCGGUGAACGGGACCGCUUACCACAAGAGCUGCUUCAAAUGCAGCCAUGGAGGGUGUGUGAUUAGCCCAUCCAACUACAUAGCUCAUGAGGGGAGACUAUACUGCAAACACCACCACACCCAACUCAUCAAGGAGAAAGGUAACCUAAGCCAGCUUGAAGGUGACAAUAACAAAAACAAGUGACUGACAAAGUGGAAUCCAGAGAAAUUUCUGCAGAAGCAUGAACCUAGCUCUUCUUUCCAACUUCUACUGUCUCUGCACUCACCAUCAGUCCAGAGAAUUAUGAAUGUUGAUCCUUUCACCUGUUUUGCUCUCUUCUGCUGUCCGCAUUUUGGUCUCAACAUUUAUGAUUAUUGAUUUACUACUUGCCAAACGAUUUUACGCUUGCAAGUCGUACCAAGUGUACAAACUAUUUGUUAGUAUAAGGUGGUUAUAUUGCAGUUGCAGAUGCUGCGAUGGGAUGCCAAGAACUAUUUGUUUCUGGUAUUUACUCUUGAAAUUAGUGGAUUUAAGGAUUUUUGUUUUCUU